CCAGCUUUUAGUGUUUGCGUGAGGGACACCCAAACGCAAAGUCAGAAGAUGAUUGGUGUUUCCUUGUACAAAGUACAAGUCAUGCAGCCUGCCAGCUCCUACCCCGUCCCGAGGCUACAAGCACCGCGCCCUUCUUGGGGAAGAGAGAAAGUAAAAGCGAAACCACGUCCCUUUGCCAACCAGACUGACAGAGCUCAGAUCCGAGGCGGACAGAGCAGAGCGACCACCGCCCCCUGGCUGGAUCGGCCGCGGGCCAUGGCGUGGGCAGGGAGCUCCGCUGGGCCGCGGUGCGUGCUGCUCCUGGGUCUCGGCGGCUUGCUCCAGCUGGCAGAAACUCUUCAAGUGCUGAUGGGAAGCACCCCACAAAUAGUGUCACUGAAUGAUAACAUCUUCAUACCAUGCACGAUCUCUGGGUACAAUACAGAAGAACUGGAUAUCAAGAAUGUGGGAGUUACCUGGUAUCUUAAACCUCCAAGAGCAGACCAAAAAGAGGAAGUAUUCACAUUUCUGACUGGAGAACAUUUUCCUCGUAGAAAUGGGGCCAGUAUGUCUGACAGUGACCUGAGAAGAGGAAAUGCUGCACUCUCUCUACCACAGAUACAGUUUAAGGAAGCAGGAACAUAUACCUGCCACGUUACUGUCACCCCUUUUGAUGCUCAGGGAACAGUUGUUUUAGAGGUAGUUGAAAGAGCAGAGAAUAACAAAACCGACAAGGUCCUAAUGAACAUCUGUGCUGUUUAUCAUCCAAGUAAUAUUCUCUACUGCAGUCAUAUUUCUGGGGAAAGAUGA
Messenger RNA from Terrapene triunguis (Three-toed box turtle), 789 nucleotides. RefSeq names its product natural cytotoxicity triggering receptor 3 ligand 1-like. The record is from RefSeq and is a predicted model, not a curated record. The transcript is spliced from 3 exons. Bases 49 to 789 code for a protein of 246 amino acids. NCBI's taxonomy places the organism in Eukaryota, Metazoa, Chordata, Testudines, Emydidae.